AAACAAUAUUUAAUUUUUGAAUGAGUGUACAUUCACCCUCUCAAGGUGAGAUUGUUUUAGCUUGUAUUAUUUCCUCUUUUUUUUCCUUCUAAUUUUAUCCAUUGUUGUUUGCUUUUGUGUUGAAAGAAAGUGGUAAAAGGUGACAUUUCCAAGUGACAUCACCUUUUUAUAGGCUAAAGAUACAACAAAUGUAUUCAUCAUUACAAGGGGAGGGCAGCAAUCGAUAGAAUUGUAUCGAAUCUAUAAUUAAAUUAAAUGGAAUUGAAUAUUUUUCGAUUCGAUUUCGAUCUCAUAAAUAAGUGCAAGUAUGAAAAAAAGUGAAUUGAAUUUGGAUUUGAAUCGAAUAAACCAAACAUAUUUUUUUUAUCAUAUUAUAAUCCACAAUUUACCUUUGAUUUGAUCCAAUCUUAUCUCGAUUAUUUUGAAUCAAAUCGAUGGAUGUCCACCCUUUACAAUACAUCAGCUUUAACAUUCAAAGGAAACAAACGACCCGGCCCCUUAGAUCGUUAUUUAUUAACUUAGGUGUCUAUUUGUUUAUUUAUAGUGACAAUGAACUAUGUAGCCUUUUUUGUUUUCUUUUAUCUCGGCAUCUCCUUUCCCCGCUAUUGUUUACAGUGACAAUGCAGUAUAUACCUCCGUUGCCAAAUGUGCGGUUGGCCUCGUUAGUCCACCCGGUCAUAAUUGGGCAGCUGUCUUAGCCGGAAAAGGCCGACAAGGAGAUUUGAUUAAUUAGACCGUAAUUUGCCUUAAUAUUGAUUUGUUAUGUGACUCUUUAAAAGUAGAAAGACCCGCUUAGUAUUAGGGAUGUCAGUUCGGUUAUUUCGGUUAUAACUGGUAACCGAUCGGCCGGUUGUCGGUUAACAGAAAUAACCAUUUUCUCUACCGAAAACCGACCGAAAUAGGCUUCGGUUUCUCGGUUAUCUCGAUUAUCGGUUAACCGAACCACUUUUAAGACCAAAAACAUUUUGUCCAGCCUCCGGUUAUCGGUUUCACCGGCCGGUUAACCGAUAACCGAACGGCCACCCCCUACUUAGUAUGGUACGUUUGUAAAUAUUCUUUUGUACAAAUUUAUUUAUAGUAAACUGAAUUUGUAUCAUAGCAUUUAUGAUACAAAUUCAGUUUGUACCUAUACAUUCUUCGUACUAAUUGUUUUACAGUACAAACUCAACUCAUACCUUUAAAAUUAAUGAUACAAGUACAUUUUGUACCUUUAUAUUUUCAUACAAAUUCAUUUAUAUGAACUUAUACAUUAACGUUACGAUACAAGUUAGUUCAUUUAUGAGCCAUCUAAUAUAAGUAUAUACCACCUCACAUUUUUUUCCAUUAAAGAACAAACGUCUUUUUCUUCAAUAGUUCCAACACCAUUGCAUUCGUCCAAAAGAACCCCUAGAACAAGAAUUUAAUUACUUAAUAAUCCGGGGGCUUCUUUGGAUUCAUGUUAAACGGCGGCACUUAGCUAGACACAUUCAACAUCCCACAUCCGUAUAUAUAAAAUGGCAGAGUUGGAGUAUUAUAUCUUUCGCCGCCGGCAACAUGGACCAAAUCACUAUAUAGUAACGGGGGGGAAAAAAGAUAGUUACAUAGAGAGCCAAAAUGACGAUUUCAUUUCAAAGCUCUAAUCUUCGUCAUAUGGGUCUCCCGCGGUCAAAAUCCACGCUUCUACUUCUUAUCCUGCUUUCUUUCCAUCUUCUUUGUCAUGCAACAGGCGCUAGCUCAAGUUUAACGCCGUCUACAAUUAGUGACGAGCACAAUAGCGACGACCACGAUGAUCGUCGUGUUCCCGUCGCUGCUAACCGCACGAGUUUCCCGGCGGGCUUCCUCUUCGGGACGGCAUCCGCGGCUUACCAGUAUGAAGGCGCGGCGGCUGAAGGUGGAAAAGGUCCUAGCAUCUGGGAUACUUACACUUCCAGAUACCCAGGUAAGAUAGCCGAUCGGAGCAACGGGGAUGUGGCCAUUGACGAGUAUCAUCGCUACAAGGAAGACGUUGCAAUCAUCAAGAAUAUGGGGUUGAAUGCUUAUAGAUUUUCUAUCUCAUGGCCUCGAAUUUUACCUAAUGGGACGGUGAAUGGAGGCGUGAACAAAGAAGGGAUCACGUAUUAUAACAACCUCAUCAAUGAACUCUUAGCUAAUGGCAUUAGACCUUUUGUAACCCUCUAUCAUUGGGACACUCCUCAAAUCCUAGAAAAUGAAUAUGGGGGCUUCCUUAGCUCUAAAAUUGUGAAAGACUUUGUCGGGUAUGCGGAUGUUUGUUUCAAGCACUUCGGAGAUCGAGUUCAACAUUGGGUUACAUUGAACGAGCCCCUAGCAUCCAGUUCAUAUGCCUAUGGCGUUGGUAUGUUGGCACCUGGUCGAUGUUCAAAAUGGAUGAAUUUGAACUGCACUGGUGGAGACUCAGGCACUGAGCCAUACGUUGUCGGACACAACCUUCUUCUUGCUCAUGCCACCACAGUAAAACUGUACAGAGAGAAAUAUCAAGCAACACAAAAGGGUAAGAUUGGCAUUGCCCAAGUUUCGCAAUGGGGUAUUCCUCUCUCUGAUUCUAAGCAGGAUCGCAAAGCUACACAACGACAAAUGGAUUUCAUGCUUGGAUGGUUUAUGGACCCACUAGCCACGGGAAACUAUCCACGAUCGAUGAGAUCUAUUGUGGGGAAACGAUUGCCCAAAUUCUCCGAGGAGGAAUCCAAGAUGUUGAAAGGGUCCUUCGAUUUCGUGGGGUUGAACUACUAUACAACUUCGUACAUUUCCAAUGCACCACCUUCUAAUCCUAUCUUCUUAAGCUCAACGACUGAUUCUCAAACCAAUGCUUCAGCCGUGAAGAAUGGUGUCCCCAUCGGCCCAAAGGCUGGGGUAUUCUGGCAGUACAUUUAUCCAAAAGGGAUUCGAGAUGUUGUGCUCUACACAAAGAGGAAGUAUAAUAACCCAGUCAUCUACAUCACCGAAAAUGGUAUGGGUGACAUCAAUAAUGAAACAUUAAGCCUCAAGGAAGCUCUUAAUGAUACCCUAAGAGUUGAUUUCUAUUGUCAACAUCUCGCAUACCUGAGCAGUGCAAUCAAGGAAGGUGCAAAGGUGGAAGGGUAUUUUGCUUGGUCACUAUUGGACAACUUUGAGUGGUCGAUGGGCUACACAAUACGAUUUGGCAUCAAUUAUGUGGACUACAAAAAUGGAUUAAAACGAUAUCCUAAACAAUCCGCCCUUUGGUUUCAAAGCUUUCUUAAGAAUUAUUGAGUUCUCUUCAUGUAUCCUAAACAAUCUACCCUAAAUAAUAUCAAUUGCAUCACUUCAAAUUAUUAAAAGCUCAUUUGAGUUCUCUCUAUAUAUGUAUCCAAUGGCAACCUUGAUGAAUCUCGUGACUUUAAUGAAUUCAAUGGAUUAAAUUACAUAUUUGAUCACUCAUAUUAUCAAAAUUUUCACGUUUGUCUAGAAUUUAUUUUUCCAUCGUUACUAGUCUCUCUCUUUUAAAUCUCAUUUCAUCAUUGACCAUUGGCCGUCCAAUUCUAUUAAAGCUCGCCCUAGCUAACAAUCAACAAUAAAAAUUUUUGUGAAAUAACCGGCAUAUCAAUUAAAAAAAUAAAUGUUAAAAUAAAUACUUUCUAAUUUUCCACCCUGCCACCACCACACCCAAAAUACCUCAAUCACAAAUAUUAUUACUAGAUGUAAGUAUCAAACGCAAUCGAUAAUUCGUAGAUGUUUGCUUCAUCUAAUUACAUAGCGGGAGUAGAAGUGACAAAUGAAUUUGAUUCAUGGACUAGAUUAUUUGAAUUGGUGGGUUGAAUUUAUGGAUCCAAGUGACAUCCAAAUAAUAGAUCAUUGUGUAAAUUUUCAAAACUUUAGGUACUUAAAUGUCAUUAUAAAAAAAUCUUAGAUACCAAAACAUAAUUUAUAAAUGACAUUUUUCAAGACUAGCUAGCUAGUGAUGGAAAAAAGAUAAAAAAUGAGGUAUUUUUAAAACUUUAUUUAUUAUGAUAAAAUCAACUUUGAAUAUAAUUUUUGACGUAUUUAUACUCAAUUUUUAUAGUUUACUCUAAAUUAGACUCGUGAUAUUAGGUACCUAAAAGAAAAUGAAUACUCGUAGGUUUCCCAUUUUUUUUGUUAAAAAAGUAGAAAUGUAAAAACACAAACAUUGAAGGUGCAAAUUAGAUUGAAAACAUUUAAUGAGAUUAUCGAUAUUAUAUUUUUGUGUGUACAUCAUGUGACUCAAAUAGAUCCAUUUGGACAUACCCAAAUAAGUUGAUUCAAAUUAUUUCCAACUCAAACUCAAAACCAUAAAAAAUACAUAUAUAUGAACCCAUAUAGAGUUAUGUACUCAAUCCAUUACCAUUGCUAUAUAGAGCUAGCUAACAGAAAUAACUUCAUAACAACUUAUUAGAUUCCAUAUUUAGUACCCCAAUAUAUUCUCGCAAAUUGUUUCCUAGUCAAUUGAAUAAUUCCUCCGUCAUCCUCGAUUCCCUCCAAGGCAUCUGCCGAAUGCAGAUGGCCCUUUUUCCCCUUUAUUGUAUAGUCCAUGAAACCGUACCGGAAAAGUCAGUGAUAGGGUAUUUUAUAACAAAACCGUGGUUUAACCGUAGUUCAACCGUUAGUACCGUUAAAUACCGCCUAUCGGUUUAGCCUCCGAUACUGUUAUUUUGUGGUUGAACCGUCGGUACGGUACGGUUUAAUGGACCAUGCUUUAUUGUACAAGAAAUUAACAGGAAACUCUAAUGGUAGAAAGAAAGCGAGGUAACCAGAAAACUAAGAGGAAUCAGUAACCAAAAGAUCCCUCUCUGCAGGCAAGAACCGUUGGCAGAUUACUUCAAUUGUUUUGAUGGAUAUAUAUGGCAUGAUUCUUCAUUCAAUUUGGAAAGAGCUCUUUGUCCUCUUCAAAACCUAUCGAACUGCCGACUCAAAGUCUCCCCCAAUAGUCGUUUAAUGGGAGCCGAAACUAUAUAUAAGCCAACGAGAAUUUUAUAGAUAAUAUAUAUAUAUAUAUAUAUAGAUUAAUCUUUGGCCUAUUUGGGUUUUUACAUUGUUUGACUCUCUGUUUUUAUUUAUUUUUUUGGCUAAAAAAUUAGUGGUCGUGAUACUCACAGUUUCAGGGGAAGGGCAAAAACUUAACUAAGGGUGAUAAAGCUCGUGGUCCGGAUGGUUUUUUCUUCGCUUUUUCCUAAGAAUUGUUGGGAUGUCAUCAGUGGCAGAGCCACCUUAUGCCCAGGGGAGAUUAUAGCCCCCCUUUCAACUCGCAAAAUCACGAAAUUACAUGUAAUUUCGGUUAAAAUUUUGAAAAAUAUAGUAGUUAGUAAGAUUUUAGCCUCCCUCGUAAAUUCGAAUUCGCUACGCGUAGAUUUUUAGCCCACCUCGUUUAGCUUUCCUGCUCCGCCACUAGAUGUCAUCAAAGCUGAUCUCAUAAAGGCUUUUAAAACCUUUUUCAACACAGAGAGUUUCAAGUAACAUAUUUUAAAAUUCCAAGAUCAGAGAUUCGUAGAAGUCGACCCCAAAGGAACAUCUACGUAACAGAACGGGUCACUAGGAGUCUAGGAUUGAUUCUAAUCUGCAUUCCUUUUAGUUCAUCACCUCCACCUCUAUAAAUCCAUCAAAAGGAAUUUUAACAAUGCAUAAAGUGAAAACUAUGGCAUCCUACUUGCAAUAACUCCGGGAAGCUCUCUUAUGGUGUGUGACCAAUGGGCUCCAGGAUGUGAGGUUUGAAGGCGAUGCCAAGGUCAUCAUCGAUAAAAUCAAUUAAGCUGAGACUAGAGAUAGUAGGAUUGGGAUGAUCUUGGAAGAAAUCUGGCAAUGUAUGGAGAAUCAAUUGGGGUUUAGUUUGCGAUUUGUAGGACGGAGGAACAAUAGGGUAGCCCAUGCGGUGGCUAAAAAUGCCCUUUCUUUGUACCCGUCUACGUGUCGCUCUUUUAAUUUUCAGGUCUGGCUAUUUUCCAGGAUGUAACUGUGUCUAUCUUCAAUCAAUAUAUGAUUAUCUUUUGUAAAAAUAAAAUAAAAAUCCGUUGUUAGAUAUUCAAACUGAUUAUUAAUUCCUGUCACCCUAGAUACCCUCCAGGCUCCAAGGCUCAGCCGGUGUUUUUUUUUUUUUUUUUUCAUUUACGGACGGUUUUUAUUGGAGCAUCAGCCGAUCUAUAGCAAACAAAUGCAAGAAAUUAUCAGGGAAUUAUAAUACAUUAUAAUUAUUCGA
Molecule: messenger RNA, 6160 nt
Organism: Linum trigynum
Lineage: Eukaryota; Viridiplantae; Streptophyta; Magnoliopsida; Malpighiales; Linaceae
Source: the annotation of a GenBank genome assembly